GAAGAAAUCCCACUAAAUCAUGACAUCUUUCCUUUUCCAGGUUUUAUAUAUCCAGUUUGGCCUUGUAAACAUUGACUCACGGUGUUUGACGACUUCUUCAUGUUCGCACGCGUCCAGUUAAGCCGAUGUCGGCGUCACUGACAGAAGAGGGUUUAGACCCGGCUCUGGUGAUAUCGACGGUGGAGGAACAGAUUAUAGAGGACCAGCAAGCAGCAAAGGAAAUCAUCCUGUGUCCAGAAAUACAGUUUGUCCAGCAGAAAUCACAGCCUGCCAAGGAGAAGGAUAUUGUAAUUUUUCCCAAGUCACGGCAGUACUACGCUAAAAUGUCAUUGGUUGAUCUGGGAAAGCGUCUUCUGGAGGCGGCAAAGCGAGGGGAAACGGACGACGUCCGCACGCUGAUGUCUAACGGGGCUCCCUUCACCACAGACUGGCUGGGCACCUCCCCUUUACAUUUUGCCUCUCAGUACGGACACAUUGAGACAGCUGAGGUCUUACUACGAGCGGGAAUCAGCCGGGACGCCAGAACUAAGGUAGACAGGACGCCCCUACACGUUGCGUCACAGGAGGGCCACUCGGAUAUCGUGGAACUCCUGGUACAGCACGCUGCUGACGUCGACGCCAAAGACAUGUUAAAGAUGACUCCUCUACACUGGGCCACAGAGAAAGGACACGCCCACGUGAUGGAGGCCCUGAUAAAGCAUGGAGCUGAUACGACAUGUGAAAACAAGUUUGAUAGGACCCCUCUAGACAUCGCUAUAGCCAAUGGGAGAGCAGAUCUGGUACAGAUUCUUCAGCUUGCCCAGCAUACUCAUAUUGGGAGCAUGGGUGAUGAUGAAACGGUUACCAUAGAAACCACAGAGGUGGAUCCAGAAAAUGUAGAAGAAACGGUUACUGUGUCCUCAGACUUAGAUGGAGUCAAGCAAGAUGGACAGGACCAGACAAACUCCUCAGUACUGGCCACCCUAGCAGCUCUAGCUGAAGCCACCGCCCCCAGCAGUAGUGCUCAGGUGACGACUGCCAACACAGACGCCAUGUCCUGGUUAGAGAGUCAGGGAAUCACAAUGAUAACCACGACAGAGGGAGGAAUUAUCUCCUCAGCGAUGGAGAGCGGGCAGUCUAUAGCACUGACAGAAGCUGGAAAGAUUGCAUUGACCAACAUAAUCAAACAACAGGGCCUGUCAGCUGGAACUCUUAUUACCCAGGAUGCAGUGCUAUCUGAUGACGCCAUAGUGACAGAUGACACAGUGGUGACUCAGGAGUCGGCUAUCUUAGGCCCCGGGGAGGUGAUGGAGGGGGAUGUAGAACAGGGACUGGUGGAAGGGGAGGAAAAUCAGAAGGUGAUCACGAUUGUUGCUGCUCCUGACCUUGACCCAGAUCAGGAGGGACUUGGAGAGGUCAUGACCUCAGAGGGCAUGGUGAUGGGGUCGGGGGAUGCUACUGAUGAACAGCUAGAAGAACCUCCUAUGAAGAAAUUGAAGCCUGAAUCAAUAGAAGAAACAGAUACAAGUAUAUACACAAACCCAAUAGAGAAGGACACGGAGGAGGGAGAUGACCUUGACAAGGAGACCCUUCGUCGUCAGUUGGAGGAGAUGCAGCGCCAGGCGGAGACGUACAAACUACAGCUACAGCAGAAAGAGGAGGAGGCUGCCGCCUACAAAAAGAAACUGGACGAGAGCAUCAUCACAGAGGUCACCGAGGAAACGUAGGGGUCAGGGGUCAAGGUUAUGUUUGUUAACUCAAGGACGUUUGUCAGAAGAAUUACGUGUUUGUGCUGAAUAGUGUUGCUGUGUGUGAUCAGCUAAGGAUAGGAAAUGUUUUACUAUAAUAGUAAACUAAGUUUUGUGAAACACUGAAACUUGUUUAUGAUGUGAAUUAGCCAUGCAUGAAUAUGAAGUAAAAUUGACCACAUUUGUAAAAAGUUACAAAGAAACAUGUAGAUCCAAUAAUUUGAAAUUUGAAAAAGAAAAACAAUUAAUAAUUGUCCCUUUCUGAAAAGAAAAAAAAAUCAAGUAUUGGUUACUCCUGGAAAACUAAAAUUUUUAGUGGUGAGAUUUAUAUGUUCGUCCACUGAACUGAAAUUUUCUCUCAACUGUGUGUUCAAAAUGAAUAAGAACAGAAUUGAUCUCAUUGUACCAAUUGAAUCAGAAUUAUUACAAAUAGUGGAAAGUGUUGCUUUUAAUGAUGAGUGAAAAUUGAUUGUAGAGUGGAACUGAGUUGUAUAGAAGAUUUUCUGACAUCAGCUGACAUUACUUUUUCAUUUGUACAUUUACCAUUGUUUCUUAUUACAUCAUGUUUUCAUUGGAAAUGACAUACAUUUUAUACUUUUAAUGUGUCAAUAUUUUAAAUUCUUCCUCUACAUUGUCAGUCUAUUAUUUUUGAUUUGACAAUAAAUCACAGAGUUUAAUUUU
This is a messenger RNA of Saccostrea cuccullata (small rock oyster), 2408 nucleotides long. RefSeq names its product GA-binding protein subunit beta-1-like. Gene Ontology annotation, molecular function: protein binding. The transcript is spliced from 12 exons. The record is from RefSeq and is a predicted model, not a curated record. The coding region runs from base 126 to 1706 and encodes 526 amino acids. Lineage: Eukaryota; Metazoa; Mollusca; Bivalvia; Ostreida; Ostreidae.